Messenger RNA from Physeter macrocephalus (sperm whale), 7891 nucleotides. RefSeq names its product polycomb group ring finger 3 (gene PCGF3). The transcript has 10 exons. Gene Ontology annotation, cellular component: PRC1 complex. Gene Ontology annotation, biological process: regulation of transcription by RNA polymerase II. The record is from RefSeq and is a predicted model, not a curated record. Lineage: Eukaryota; Metazoa; Chordata; Mammalia; Artiodactyla; Physeteridae. Bases 310 to 1038 code for a protein of 242 amino acids.
GUAAAGGAAGAGACCUGUUUACCUGAGCAGCCAAAGCUGCUGGUCCGGGGAGCCAGGCUCUGUGUGGACGGCACGUGUGGGUGACGCCUGGUCCCGUGUGUCUCCACAGGCUUCAAAAUGUAGCGGAGGAUCCAGCUGUGUGUACAGAAAAUGGAAAGACAGCGAGAGACACAAGGCAGGCACAGACGUGACGAGCCAGAGUGCAGAGGGCACGGCGGACGAGGAGUGACCGCGUCGCACCCGUAGCCGGAAGCGUCCGAUGCAGAGGCAGCAGGAGGGGACAGACGGCCUCGCGAGGAGAAGCCAAAGAUGUUGACCAGAAAGAUUAAACUCUGGGACAUAAACGCCCACAUCACCUGCCGCCUAUGCAGCGGGUAUCUCAUCGACGCGACCACGGUGACCGAGUGUCUGCACACGUUCUGCCGGAGCUGCCUGGUGAAGUACCUGGAGGAGAACAACACGUGCCCCACGUGCAGGAUUGUCAUCCACCAGAGCCACCCGCUGCAGUACAUCGGUCAUGACAGAACCAUGCAAGAUAUUGUUUACAAAUUGGUCCCAGGCCUCCAAGAAGCGGAAAUGAGAAAACAGAGGGAAUUCUACCACAAAUUAGGCCUGGAAGUGCCUGGAGACAUCAAGGGGGAGACCUGUUCUGCAAAACAGCACCUAGAUUCCCAUCGAAAUGGAGAAACCAAAGCGGACGACGGUUCGAACAAAGAAGCGGCGGAAGAGAAGCAGGAGGAGGACGGCGACUACCACAGGAGCGACGAGCAGGUGAGCAUCUGUCUGGAAUGCAACAGCAGCAAACUGCGGGGCUUGAAACGGAAAUGGAUCCGCUGCUCAGCCCAGGCCACAGUCCUGCACCUAAAGAAGUUCAUUGCCAAAAAACUCAACCUCUCGUCUUUCAACGAGCUGGACAUUUUAUGCAACGAGGAGAUCCUUGGCAAGGACCACACGCUCAAAUUCGUCGUUGUCACAAGGUGGAGAUUCAAGAAAGCACCGCUCCUGCUGCACUACAGACCCAAGAUGGACCUGCUGUGAGCCGCGGCACAGCAGAGACUCAGCUGCCCGGGUGCCCCGCGAGUACGCAGCCAGGCGGGGCCACCAACGCGUAGGAUGCUGCCCUGGGCACCGUUUGGACUGGAUGCCGAACAGAGAAUAUUUAUCACUUUUGUAUGAGAAUCGCACUCGCGAGGCGCUGCGGCACAGGGCUACGGACGUGCCGCGCCUCGCGGCCGGGGCCGCCUCUGCUCCAGCGGGAGGGGGUGGCGACGGCCUCCAUCCCGACCCGUGACCUUUGCUUGCUUUCCAGGUCUUGAAAAUCUCGGUCACUUCCGUUCCGUUUAUGAAUUAGGUUUCACGAUAAGCCCCCAAAAUACUUGUACGUUUACUGAAUCCUUCCUAAGUUAUUGACAAAAUGUCUUUUCACGGUGAAUGACGAUAUUUAUGUUGCCUUUAGCUUCCUGAAGACGUAGAAGAUAUAUAAAAAUUUAAUUUAAAAGCAUACCAAAAGAGGCUUCCAUGAGUAUCGUGAGUUAACCAUGGUAUUUCAUUUUCCCCGUCAGGGAACGUGAAGCCGAGGGCCGCCCCGACUCCCGGGGGCCCGCAGCCCGGCUGGGGGGCUGCACCCUGACCCCGAUGCGGCUGCCCCGCCCGGUCGGCAGGGCGGACCGUGAGACGACAGUUCGCAGAACGAUUCUCGUUCUCAAAAAUUGCUUCUUUUAAAUAGGGCACAAGUUGUUCAGUGCCGUCGUUUAACUUCCCGCUUAUUCUUUCCCGUUUUUGUUUUGCUGAAGAGAUUGAUGGUGGUGGCGGGGGGCCUUUCCCGAGACGGCGCCCCCGUCCGCGGCGGGGCUGGUACCCAGGGGGCGUGUCUCCACCAGAGCCCCCCGUGUGCAGACCCCGGGUCCCACCACGCCCGCCUUCAGAGGUGGGCACGUCACCGUGCUCUCGUGGAGCAGCUGGCACACUCUGGCCGCUGUUGGCGGGGACGCUCGAGCCACAGAGGGCGGGCGGGCGGGCCCCUACGCGGCUGAAGCUGCUUUUCCGGUGACUUAAUGACCUACAGCGCGAGCAGACGCAGCACACCCUCUGUUAGCCCUUUCUCCUCCCAAAUGUUAAUAUUUUUGUGGAAUUGGAGAAUAAACUCUUUGCCAGCACAUCCAUUUUUGUUCCUUUAAGAUAGUAACUUGGAAUGUGUAAAGACAGGAGCAAGGAGACGGGCCUUCUCCGGGUGGUAAGCCGGUCCCCACUCCAUGGCCGUCCCUGUCCGCAUCCGCUGGCUUCUGCCUGACCUUUGGGCUCCUCCCCCUCUGUCACCUCCUGCAUCACCGGGGCCCUGGGGUCCUGGGGCCGCCUCAUUUGGUAGGUGGUCCUGACGGUGGCUUGAGAGCCGGUUUUUCCAUGAAGAACUUCACCUUGGUGACUAGAAUUUUUCUUGAACUUGCUUUGGAAGUGGUGGUUGAGCUCAUCGACAUUCAAGUUAGUUUGUUUGUUUUCUGCUUCCUGUCCCAUACUUAGAAGUGUCAGGAGCAGCUCCUUAGUGAUGGGGAAAACAAAUGAACUCAGUCCGAGUGGUCUUACUGUGAGGCCUUUCAAAAACAUAAAACCGAGUUUUUGUUAGGGAUUGGUCAAAAUUCAUCUCUUUAUUUAAGCCCGUUAUUCCCGGGACUGUUGGAGUUAUUCAGUUACCUGAGCUUGCUAUUCAUCCAGAUCAUUUUUUAGGGUUACUAUUCAAGGGUUCAGUGAGUAGAUGUGUAUGACUAAGUAUUACCUGUCUACCUCAAAUACACAUUUCUGCUGAAGCGUUCUGUAAAACCGUGUGUUCUCAAUGCAGUUGAAGUGUAACAUUAGAAUUUAGGUAUUUUCCUGUGUGAUGAAAGUAAGGAAGGAUUAAACAGUAUGAGCGUCCAAAUUCAAAUAAAAUUAAUUCACAGGUCAGAUUAAAAUGAACCUGGCUGUAUAAUCUCAUAGUAUAUAUUUGUAACUUUGCAGCUAUCUUUGCAAUCACUUGAAUUUGCUAUGGUGCUAAGCUGACGUACUUAUUAAUACACAGAGAGGUGGAGAUGAGUCAGGGCUGGCGCCACCGUCCGCACUGGGCCCUGGCCACCUGCUGACCCCGCGUUGGUAUCCGUGUUACCCUGAUGAAACCUCAGCAGUACCCAUUUUUCUAAGAAGUCCUCGUGCAGACCGUCUUCACCUGCAGGAGACCCCUGUUCCCACCACCGCUGGUCUGACCGCAGCCUUACGGGGACGGAGUGGGGGCCCUGCCCUCAGAGAGAAACUUUCACUUUUCUCUCGUGUCCGUUGAACAUCAAAGGCAGAAUUUUAUCUUUUCCAGCAUGAAAGCCAGGAUCAGUUAGUGAUUGAAUCCUAUUAAGUUGUUUUUUUUUUUUAACAGAUGGAGUUACUGUGAAGUAGUUUUCACAACUAUUUUUGCUGGUAAAACGAGUGCUGUCAGUUACCCCGCGGCACCCUCAGCAGCACAGGGUCUCACUAGGUACAGGUGUCAUGAAAAUAGAAGAUUCAGAUAGAAUAUAUAAUAUUGAAUUUAAGAUUUGGGGGGUUAAAAAGAAGAAAACCUAACUUUAUAAAAUUAUUUAUUCUAUUUUAAGCCUUCUAUCAUAUUUUCCCAUCCAAUUGUUUGGUUUCAGUGGUCCAGCUUUAUUUACAGGCAUAUAAGAUAAAAUUGUGAGGUGUUUUGCAAGCUUCUUCUUUUUACUUUGAGUAGCUUUUAAUUUGUGUGUUGUGUGUUACGUGGAUGAGGAGCGGUUUAUGCUUCUGUGCAAUAGGCUCCAGCGUGCGUUCACUAGACUUAGGGUGAAUCGUCCGUAGCAUCUGUUCUGCUGGAUUGAGGCAGCGUAGGCGGACUCUCAGAACGUGUACGUUCAGCUCUUUGGUUUUCCUUUUCCGUCGUUGUUCUCAUGAAAACACUGUUGCUGGGAGUGUACGUGGGCCUGUGCAAGGGGCCUCGGCCAUCGGUAAGAAAGAGUGAGUGACCGGCCAGCGGCCGCAAGUUGACGUGUGGCCUAGACUGGCCACGUGCCUCAGACCCCGCCUGCUGGUGGCCCAGGACGCACCCCCGUGUCGACCGCAGAUAUGACGGUGCUACUUUCCCAGGCUCCUGAGCCCGCCAGGGCGUGCGGCCUUGAUGCCUCCUCAUGGCAUUUGAGGUCUUUAGAAAUUCGUUUGUUUUUUCUUCAAAGCCCACAGGAUGGAUUUUACAGUGAUUUUGAAGUGUGUCAUUGGAUUGAGUAUUAUAGGAACAAGCCAGCUGAUUUCUACUUUGUACGUGAAUAUUUGAUGUGCUCUCAAAACACUGAAAACACAUUUAGUACAGAUAAAUCACAAAAAGUUCAGUUUCUCUGUUUCCUCAGGAAAUCGUUUACACUCCAGCACAGCACGUGUGACCUUAGCGUAAUAAACCAAUGUGUUUCUCUGCCUUGGUAUUUAAACAAACUAAAUAGGUUGGGAUAAGUCGAUUAGAAAACGAUUCAAGCGACACCGAAAUCAUCACUAAGAUUCUGUCCCUUCCUGGGGACUGCCAGGCCCCUCACCAGCUCACUGGAGUCUCCGCAUCCAUGGGUGCAUCUGAAGGGGGCCUGAAGUUUACAUGUCCCCUAGAACGUGUGUAGCAUUAGCGUAAUUGUCUAUUUCAACAGCUUCAUUGGGUGCAAGAAAACCAUUUUUCCCAUAUGAUGCAGCGUUCAGGGGUGAGAGCCCUUGCCGACCCUGGCAUCCCGCGUGGAGAUCGGGGGCUCUGGGGGAUUGUGGAGGUGACGCUGCAGACACACGUUUUUGACUGUUUAGUUUGGAAGUUUACAUUUUUUAUGCUUUGUGUUGGUGUGUAAUUUUUUGUACUCUUGGUGGCUAGUUUUUAUCUAAAAUCUUUUUUGGAAUAUUGCUUAACUGUUUUGAUUUUAUGAUAGUGAAGCUUGUAUUCAGUGUUUUGCCAAUUGCUAUUAUAUGCUUGUAAUAAAAGCAAAAGGAAAACCUACCUAGUUCUCUGAGGCUGGACAUUUGUUACCUAAGAUGUUUGUAAGAGCGUGAGAUAGGUUCCCUGUUAGGGUGAUACAGCGUAAGGAAGAGUGCCGUGGUAUUGGUGAGGGCGCAUGCGCGCCACACCAGGCUCCCUCCCCCGCCCCCCGCCCCGGUCUGGACCCUCACAGGUUAAUGACUCUGCCCCACAUGGCGCUCGUGGCUGUGACCUUGGAUGCAGAACUUCAUUAAGCUGGUCCAGUGUUGGCACCAGAGGUUUGAUGGGAGCUCUGGGAGCCCACACUCAUCUGUUUGCUUGGAGAGAGAACUGUCUUUGGUUUGCAGCUGUGUGUGCCAGGGAACCUGUGUUAAAGAAAACCUCUGAUUCCCAUGAGCGGUGGACCGCCGGUAGGAAUUGCACCCUCUCUUGGCGUGUUGGGACGCGUGUGCAUACACGUUUCUCGUGCGGGUGCCCUCUGCCUCCCUCCUCCCUUUUGUUCUGUCCAGGCCUUGGUGGGGGGCGGUGAGCGAUGCCCUCCCACACGGGAGGUUCUAAGACUCAUCUCUUCCGGGAACACCCGCACACACACACCAGCGUAAUUUUAAUCUCGGCACUGGGGCCCUGUCAGGUUGACACAUGCAAUCAGCUAUCGCAGACAAUUUACUGUACCCAAAACUUUUAAUUUUUAAAGGUUAAGUAAUUUACAGCAAUCUUGAAAAUCUGAGGAAACUAGGAUUGAAAAAAUGGGAGAAUAUGUUGACCAAAAUUAUGCGCUCGUGGGUUUCAGAUCAUUAAACUUUAAAGAUAAAUUUAGUCUUAAGAAACUAAUGUUACCUAUUUUACUUAUUUUUAGUAAGUCGUUUACUCCACCUAACGAAUGUCAAGCUGCCGAAGCCACGUGUAAAUGUCCGUGUUCACCGAGGCGCUGGGUGAACUGCAGGGAUGGCAGGAAGCAGGCUUCAUCAGGUCCCGUUCGCUGGGCUCCACGUGGGCAACGAGCCGGGGCCCCGGAUGCCAGGAAAAGGCAACUCCAGGAAAGAGUGAGAAGGAGAUUAGCCAGGCCCAAGUCUCCCCUGCCCCUCAGCCCCUGAGCCUGGGAGGAAGGGCUGCGAGGGACAGUUGGCUGCGCCCGCCUGUAGCUCUCACAGGAGAUUUGCUUCUCCAGCGAGACUCCAUUUGCAUGAAACAUGCAAGUCGCGCUUUAACCGGCAGCGCUGUUACGGAUGUGAUCGUGCAUCCCCUGCCGUGAGACAGAGGCUUUGGAGGCCGCAGGAAAGGAGCACACAGCACGCACAGCCAGGGGCCUCUGCCAUACCUGCUGCCUGGCUGAGGAUAAACGUCUCCCUUUGACUUUUGGUUCUUACGGAUAAAACCCCCAGUGGGGCCAGCAGUCCUCGUUGGGGCAGCUGUGGCCAGGCCCGGGGGAUGGGGCCCUCCUGCUAGGUCGGUAACCUCGCGACGCCCACUCCCAGUUGCGCUGGAGUGCAGCCGUGCUCCUGUAAGUAACAGGCUCCUGCAGGGUGCACAGGCAACCGUUCCGUCCAGGCGGCAGGCAACACCCCAUGCAUUUGGUGUGUUUUUGUUUUACGUGGCGGGUGGCCAUGAGAUGCUUCCCCAGUGCCUGAGGGCUGUCAGCCUCAACCACCAGCAGGCUGACUGUCUCUGGAUUUUAUUUGAAUGUGAAAAUAUAAAUCAUUUGACAAUGAAUCCUGUGGGCUGUUUUUUUUUUAAUGUGUAUUGGGUACUAUAAUAACAAAGUUGCUUCUUUAGGAACAUUUUUAGUCAAAAAUCUUUUGAAGCAUAAACAGAUCUGGCCUUUAUAACAAACAGACCAAGUAUGAAAAUGCACCAACUAAGUACGUAUUCUUGUUGGUGGCAAAUGGCUUUUUCCACUAACAUCUCAGGAAGCACGAAGCAGGCAUUAAUUCCAGCUCAGUCCUGGGAGGCGUUUCUGGUGAUUCUACUGUUUACAGGCUGUUGUCUGUAGGACCCCAGGGCUCUGGGGCUGGGGUUGGUGCGGGGGAGUCCUGGGACCCCAGGGCUUGGGCGGGGAGGUCCUGGGGCCCCAGGGCUCUGGAGGGAGGGGUGUGGUCCUGGGACCCCAGGGCUUGGGCGGGGAGGUCCUGGGGCCCCAGGGCUCUGGAGAGAUAUGGGGAAUGGUCCCAGGACAGCCCGGGCUCCUGAGGGUCAGGCGUCCCGGGAUCCACACUUCUCUGCCCGGUCCUGCGUGGUGCUUUGGCUGUGCAGGUGUUACAGGUGUUAGUCCUCCUAACCCUCGGCUGUCUCCGACCCCACACCUGGGGCAGCGGAGGGGCCCGGAGCCCAUCUCUGGCGAACGCAGCCAACACGGCUGGAAAUACCGCCUGAUGGAGCUGCGGCUGGUCGGUCCGCCUGCUCCCCCAACGCCCGGUUGGCCCCGUGAGGGUUCCUUUCGGGAGCUUGCUUAGUGACGCUCCCAAGGGUGAAGUGGGGCCCCCGGGACCCACCAGAACCGCAGGGUGUGUGUUCUGUUGGUCGUCCAGCGUGGAGAGCACUUCCUCGCACUGUGGCAGGGUUGCCUUUCACCUGUGACGCUCGUGCGCUCAGACCCCCUUCAGGGACUUGCAGAGGGGCUUCCGGGUUUGCCCUCCCACAGGUCUCACGUAUUUCUAGUUUGGCUUCUUUCUUGUAUUUCCUCAGGGAGGCGGGGCACCUGCUUCUGUGGAAUGGAGAAGACGCUGGUGUUUGUACCGAAUCUGCUGGUUCAGAGAGUGGCGGUUGGGUGUCCUGGACGCCCGCCCAGGCAGCAGUGUCACAGCAAACACAUGGACCCCUUUGCUCCUCCGCGGGCUGCAUCUGCGCGGCUGCAUCUCGAAGAAUACUGACGGUGAAGGAAGCUUGCUGUGCAUUCCGACUGGAGUGGGAAGAUGCUUAACG